CCCCCGCCGCCAUGAUGUCUCAGACUCUCAGAGCUUCGCGCUCCCUGCUCGCCCGCGUCUCUCGGCAACAGGUUUCUUCUGUUACCCGCCGCUCCUUCCUGACCUCCGCUGUCCGUCAGGCCGACCCCGUUCAGGAGCUCUACCUGCGCCAACUCCAGGCCUACAAGCCCACCCCCAUCAAGCCCGGCGAUGCUGAGGCCCACGCCUACGAGAGCCAGGAUGUUGAGGUCGAGGGCCAGGCCGCCGCCGGUGAAACCGCUCCCGUUGAAGAGAGCUGGUUCGAGGAGGAGCCUGAGGAGGAGACCGCUCACCACUAG
Molecule: messenger RNA, 317 nt
Organism: Aspergillus novofumigatus IBT 16806
Lineage: Eukaryota; Fungi; Ascomycota; Eurotiomycetes; Eurotiales; Aspergillaceae
Exons: 4
Coding region: 12-317 (101 amino acids)
Biological process (GO): proton motive force-driven ATP synthesis
Source: RefSeq, a predicted model, not a curated record